AUGGGGAAGCUCCGGGGCAACGGUGCAACGGCUGGCGGUGCAACGGUUGGCGACCGGACUGACCAGCCUUCGGUGGCAAGCUCGGGGGCGGCCGUUGGGGACGGCCCACGACGGCCCGAGGGCCAGAGCCCUCCCCCGAAAAGGAGGAGGGCAGAGCCCGGGCCUGAGCCGAAGCCGCAGGGCCCAGAUUUUCGGAUCCCGCGGUCCCGAUGGCGGUACCGCAGGCCCAAAACCAUGCCGCCCAAGGACUCUGUAGGAGGCCAGAAGCCCCCGGAGCAGCCGAGGCCAGCCCCUAGCCCUCGGCCGAGCGCACCGACCGGUCCUAAGCAGAGAGCCCCGGCCGGUCCUGAGCAGAGAGCCCCGGCCGACCAUGCCUCGAGCCCUCCGAGGAAGGAGCGAACGGCCGCAGGGGAGGUGGUCGUGAUAAGGGCGGUGCCGGUGCGGUCGCCGUCGGGGUCCCCGAGCGCCUCUGCAGAGAGGGCUCGUAGGGGACCCAGCCCCCAGCCAUCUUCUGGCCAGGCCCCAGAACCCCUCCCUGAGGUGCUGGGAAGCGCCCAGGAGGUCAUCUGGCGGCUCGAAGCGGCCGUUGCGGCAGAGCGAUCCGAGCUCGGACAAGAGCGCGCCGCCCUAGUCGAUGAGAGGGACCGGUUGGAGGAGGCCCGAAAGCUGCUGAAGACCCGCAUUGCCUCGGCCCGCACGGUCUACGAGAAGUCCAUGCGCGAGGUGGCCGAGGAGCGGGAGGCACUGGAGGAGGCCCACGACGAGGCCGUCGUCGCGCAGGAGAAGGCAGGCCGCUUGGAGCGGCUCAUGGCGGAGCGAGACCAGGGGUCGAGGAGGCGCGCCACAGAGCUGCUCGCUCAUGAGCGGCAGGUGGUUUCUCAAGAGGAGGCGACCAGCAAAAGGGAGGAGGCCGUGCGGUCUACCCAGGCGAACUUGUCCUGCCAGAACGACAAGCUCGAGGGCGGCCACGCCGACAUCCUUCGCCGGGAGGAGCAGGUCGUGGCGCGCGAGACAGACGUCGACAUAACAUCGCUGGCACUUGACGCCCGGAAGCAGCAGAUCGCGCGACGGGAGGUGGAUGCCGACUUGGCAUCGUCAGCACUCACCACCCGGGAGGAGCUGGUCGCCAAGCGGGAUGCCGACCUGGCUACCCAAGAGCAGGCUGUCAAGGCCCGGGACGAGCAGCUGGAGCGAGCCCAGACCGACGCGGACACCCAAUGCUGGGAGGUCCUGUUCGCGAGGGGCAUCCUUAUCGGCGCCGUCGACGGCACCAGCCUCGAGGCCCGGCUGAAGAACGCCAAGGACGAGCUUGAGAUCGUCCUCUCAGAGCGGACGAACGUGAAGCUGAUGAUGUGA
Messenger RNA from Phragmites australis (common reed), 1356 nucleotides. RefSeq lists its product as uncharacterized. NCBI's taxonomy places the organism in Eukaryota, Viridiplantae, Streptophyta, Magnoliopsida, Poales, Poaceae. The record is from RefSeq and is a predicted model, not a curated record. The transcript has 2 exons. Bases 1 to 1356 code for a protein of 451 amino acids.